AUGGUCCUCCUCCUCCAUUUAAAUUUAUGGCAAACAUUGAAUUAUUGAGCCCACCAGGGCUCGGCCCUGGAAAGCCAAUGCCUGAUGAGGCACUUGCGCUCCCAAGAUUACUUAUAGAAGGUGACGCACUGGAGCCUGAUCGUGAAGAAAUAUUUCCCGGAACACCAGACAGUCCAGAACGGGAUGUCCGCGGACGUGUCUGCCAAAAAUUUUUU
Messenger RNA from Dentiscutata erythropus, 215 nucleotides. NCBI's taxonomy places the organism in Eukaryota, Fungi, Glomeromycota, Glomeromycetes, Diversisporales, Gigasporaceae. The record is from the annotation of a GenBank genome assembly.